AUGGCCGAAGAAAGGGAAUUAGUUAAGAAACGUGGUAGUUUUAAAGGUCGUUUAACUGCAUUUAUUAACUAUUUACAUUCGCUAACUGACGAACCGUUAAGUCUUUCGGAUGCUAGAGAAUUACAAUUGCGUAUGGGUAAAAUUGAGUCGUUGUAUGAGCAAUAUGAUCAGGUACAGUUGCGUUUAGAGUGUAUUGUUGAUAAUAUUGAAGAGCAAUUUAAAGAACGCUCAGAAUUUGAAUCACAAUACUUCAAAGCAAUUGCUCAAGCUCAAAGUUUGCAAAAUAUUAAUGAAGGUUCUAUGAGUAGUAUAGGAAGUGACAAGGGUACUCGCAUGAGUAAUCAUAAGCUCGUUAAACUACCCACCAUCCAGUUACCAAAAUUUUGUGGGUCGUACGACAAUUAUCUUGAAUUCAGGGACACUUUUACUAGUCUUAUACAUAAUAACGAUGAAAUAGACGAGAUAAAUAAAUUCCAUUAUUUACGUGCAUCUCUGGAAGGUUCUGCUGCUGUGGUAAUCCAAUCAGUUGAGUUUUCAUCUAAAAAUUAUGCCGUUGCGUGGAAACUCUUGUGUGAUAGGUUUGACAAUAAACGUUCACUAAUACAAAAUCACGUAUCGUCUUUAUUCAAUAUUGAAGUUAUUACAAAGGAGUCAUCUGUAACUUUAAAACGUUUGAUUGAUCAGGUAAAUAAAAACCUACGAGCACUUGAAUCGUUAGGUGAACCUGUAAAACAUUGGGACACUCUUCUAAUUUAUAUUAUUACUCACAAAUUAGACAACAAAACCUUUCGGAAGUGGGAGGAAUUUAAAGGACGUAUGGAAAAGGAUGCCUCAAUAACAUUUGACAUCUUUUUACAAUUUAUACGUAGUAGCGCUGACUUAUUUGAAACAUUAGAGCUAUCACGUGUUAGUCAAAUUAAUUCGACUCAUAAAUCUACUGGUAGACUAAAAUCUAUGGUGUCGAUACAAGGUGGACAUACUAAUCAAAAUUCCAAUACAGCUGAAUCACAUCAACGUGUUUGUCCUAAAUGUAAGGGCGACCACAAUUUAGCAAAUUGCCCUCAGUUCCUUGCCUUAAGUAUUGAAGCGCGACUAAAAUUACUACCAAGCUACAAGGUAUGUUUUAAUUGUUUCCGCGCAGGCCACUUUGCCAAUCUAUGCAAAAAAUCAGGCUGUAAAAUAUGCAAGCGAAGACACAAUAGUCUCAUUCAUGUAACUAGUGAUCAGCCGGUACGUAAUGAAAAUAAAAUUACAUCUGUGAAUACACCCUCAGCAUCUACAUCAUCUGUGGCUUCACAUAAUGUAGCUUUGACCACACACAUAUCUAAUUAUAAUAAAGUUCAGUGUGAUGUGUUAUUAUCUACUGCCUUGAUUAAAUUAUAUGACGACAACAAUCGCGAACACAUUGUUCGUGCUAUACUAGAUAGUGGUAGUACAUCGAGUCUUAUAACUGAGACACUGUGUCAACGUUUAAAUUUGAUGACUUGUAAGGUAGAUAAGUCAAUUUUGGGUAUAAAUAACGCAACAUCAUGCGUAGGCAAAACUUGUCAUGUACAAAUGACGUCAUUAAAUAACAAUUAUUCCUCUGAGGUUCAGUGUUAUGUUUUGCCAUCUAUUACUAGUAAUAUACCUAGUCACGAAGUGAAUAUUUCUAAUAUUGACAUACCAACUGAUAUUUGUUUAGCGGAUCCUACGUUUUUUAUACCUGCUCAUGUUGACAUUUUAAUCGGUGCUGAUCUCUUUUGGGAUUUGGUAGGUACGCGAAGAAUAACAUUAGGCAAGAAAAAGCCUGUUUUAUGUGAAACAAAAUUAGGAUGGAUAAUUUCAGGUCCUAUUUUUAGUCAUCAUGUCACAACUACAGACGUAAGUGAAUUAAGAUGCAAUUUAAAUAAAAUCGAUUCUACUUCAAAUCAGGAUUUCGAUGAUAUUCGAACUGAUCUGACACGGUUUUGGCAGCUUGAAGAAAUAAACUCCAAACAUAAUUAUCUGCCAGAAGAAAAGAAAUGCGAGGAGCACUUUAUCGCGAAUACAACUCGUCUCGAUGAUGGUCGUUUUUGCGUCCGUAUACCACUCAAGCAAACUUCUUCUGUCUUAGGAGAGUCAAUUCAACGAGCUGAACAUUGUUUAUAUUCUUUAGAACAUCGAUUAAAGAGUAAGCCUAAUUUAAGUGAAAUGUAUCACAGUUUUAUGUCAGAAUAUGAGUUGCUUGGCCAUAUGUCAAAAUGUGAACAACCUAAACUAGAACAAGAUGAGUACUUUAUACCCCAUCACGGUGUUAUGCGUGAUAGUAGUACAACUACGAAACUUCGGGUUGUAUUCAACGCUAGUAGCCCUACCACGUCAGGUGUUUCUUAUAAUGACAUCCAAAUGAUAGGUCCUAUUAUUCAAGACGAUUUGGUGUCAAUACUACUCCGUUUUAGGCAGCAUAAAUAUGUUUUGUCUGCAGAUGUAGAAAAAAUGUACAGGCAAAUUAUUGUCCAUCCAUCUGAUAGACAUCUGCAGCAAAUACUUUGGCGUAGUAAUACAAACAAGCCGAUACAAAAAUUUAUAUUAAACACGGUGACAUAUGGCACAUCUAGUGCACCAUUCCUGGCUACACGGUGUCUUAAACAAUUAAGUAUCGAAUGUAAAAAUGACAAAAUUGCAGAGAUCAUCGAACAUGAUUUUUACGUUGAUGAUCUUUUAACAGGAGGUGAUGAUCUGACUGAAGUUCAAGCUAUCCGUAAGGAGGUCACUGAUGUACUUGCUUCGGCUUGUAUGCCAUUAAGGAAGUGGAAAUCGAAUGAACCUCGAUUGAUUAUGGAGUCUCCAAAUAAUGAUAUUUCUUCAAUUGAUUUAAAUAUCGGGCAUAAUGAUGAUGAUCCAAAUAAGUUAUUAGGUCUCAGUUGGCAUGCUAAUUCUGACGAACUAUGUUUUCCAAUAGGUUCUUUAAUCCCUGAUGGCAAUACUAAACGUGAUAUUCUUUCAUCAAUUGCACGAAUUUUUGAUCCAUUAGGACUUUUGGCUCCUUGCAUAAUUAAUAUGAAAUUGCUGCUACAACAGCUUUGGAUUCAAAAAUUAUCUUGGGAUGAACCAUUAAAUUAUGACCUUAAUAAGAAUUGGAAACGUAUUCGUGAAGCUUUACCCCUUUUAAACAAACUUCGUAUUCCAAGAAUUGUUAUUUGCGACUCACACAAAUUGCUAGAAUUGCAUGUAUUUUCAGACGCGUCAGAACGUGCGUAUGGAGCUUGCAUUUAUGUUCGUAGUGUUAGUGAUUUUGGAAAGGUUUUAGUUCGGUUGUUGAUGGCUAAGAGUCGAGUAGCUCCGAUCAAACCAACCACAAUCCCAAGGUUGGAAUUGUGCGGUGCAUUGAUAGCAGCUCGACUUUAUGACAAAGUCGUCACUUCGUUGAGGUUGAAAAUAAAUAAAGUUUAUUGCUGGACUGACUCCACCAUAGUUUUAAGUUGGUUACGUAUGCUACCUUCUAGACUUCAGCCGUUUGUACGCAAUCGCGUUGCCGAAAUCUUAGAAAGGACAGAAAACUGUACCUGGCGACACGUACCAACUGAUGAAAACUCAGCAAACCUAAUAUCUCGUGGUGUGGAUAUUAGUAAUCUGCAGAGUUUGGAACUAUGGUGGUCAGGUCCUGCAUUUCUUCGUGAUGACUUUGUGAAGUGGCCCCCUCAACCAAAGCAUGUCGAAGUUUUACCCGAGAUUAAACAAGACCAUUCUUUAAACGCUAUUGUACACGACGCAAGCCCAAGAAGGCUCAUUGAAUUUAAUCGCUUCUCCAAUUAUUUAAGACUCACGAAAAUAAUAUAA
Galleria mellonella (greater wax moth) is the source of this 3801-nucleotide messenger RNA. RefSeq lists its product as uncharacterized. The transcript has 2 exons. Gene Ontology annotation, molecular function: zinc ion binding; nucleic acid binding. NCBI's taxonomy places the organism in Eukaryota, Metazoa, Arthropoda, Insecta, Lepidoptera, Pyralidae. Bases 1 to 3801 code for a protein of 1266 amino acids. The record is from RefSeq and is a predicted model, not a curated record.